This is a messenger RNA of Ailuropoda melanoleuca (giant panda), 665 nucleotides long. RefSeq names its product keratin-associated protein 6-2-like. The coding region runs from base 33 to 404 and encodes 123 amino acids. The record is from RefSeq and is a predicted model, not a curated record. The transcript is spliced from 2 exons. NCBI's taxonomy places the organism in Eukaryota, Metazoa, Chordata, Mammalia, Carnivora, Ursidae.
GCAGCCCACCUGAAUUCUCUUCUCCUGACAACAUGUGUUGCAACUACGGGAACUCCUGUGGCUAUGGCUGCGGAUGCGGCUAUAGCUGUGGCUAUGGGUCAGGUUAUGGCUGUGGCUAUGGGUCUCGCUAUGGCUGUGGCUAUGGCUCAGGCUGUGGCUGUGGCUAUGGGUCUCGCUAUGGCUGUGGCUGUGGCUAUGGCUCUGGCUGUGGCUGUGGCUAUGGCUCAGGCUGUGGCUGUGGUUAUGGCUUGGGCUGUGGCUGUGGCUAUGGCUCUGGCUGUGGCUGUGGCUAUGGCUCAGGAUGGGGCUGUGGAAAAGGCUCCUGCUCUGGGUGUGGAUAUGGCUCUGGCUGCUGUGGCUACCGGCCAUUUUGCUACAGAAGAUGUUAUUCUUCUUGCUGCUAGACCAUCAUUCUCCAAGACCCAUUUGCUUCUGAAAUAACAUGACCAAAGCAACAAUUGAAGCAAGGAUCCAAACCCCAAGAUUCCUAUAUCCAUGGAAUUGCAUGCUUGACAGAAGUUUGACCCCCAGUGAACAUUUGUUAGGAUGGCAUCUUGAGGCUCCAGGCCAUGUGGUAUCAUCUGACUAUUUCCCAAAUGUUGGUCUUCAUUCCCUUAAUCUGGAUUCUGUGUUGGGACUGUGCCAGGGAUCCUAAGAUCCCAUAG